AUGUCAUCUGUGGUGAUAUCGACCCCGACUCCACCGCGGAGAUCGCGUAGAAUCCAGUCGUUGAGUACAAGGAGACCAACACCUCAGCCUCAGGUGUCUGAUUUGGACGAGUCGGAAGACGCUGAGGAAGACGAAGAGGAAGAUGGAGACGAAGAUGGCGAAGAUGAAGAGGAUGAAAGUGAUUAUGGUACGACAAACAAAAAGCGGGUUUCUUCUACCGCCAGCAAAACACGCGCCAAAGGGACCCAGAAGAGACAAAAGACUCUCACUGGAAACAUUGACGAGAUUGAAGAUUUCCAUGAAAACUAUCUAUUUCAAGCGCUCAGUGAUCCAGAUACUGCACUGGUGGAACUUGUUGAUAAUUGGAUGGAGGAAUACGCCGAAAGCAGAGAUCUGGCUUUAAUGAAUAUCGUGAACUUUGUUUUGCGGAGCUGUGGAUCUGUAGUUCAGAUCCAGGAGCACGAUGUGGCGAGCGCAGACUCUGUAGAGCAGACUGUGGCUGAGGUUCAGGAUAUGAUGAUGAGACAGAAGUACCACGAGUUUGGGAUGAUGUCUGGAACGGCCGUUCGCCCCGAGUGGAAAAAUUUCAGAGCUAAUAGUUUGGAGUUUUUUGAUCGCGUUCUGCGCGUAGCGGCGGAAAAAGGAUUGCUAAACCCAGAGACUGCGCUAGUGGAAAACUUCUUGGAGUGGAUCAGCUCAAUGUGUACUUCAAAUCUCAGAAAUCUGAGGUUUACUGCAGUUCUAUUUGCCCUCCAGAUGGGGACGACUCUAUCUGAGAUCACGGCAAGAUCAUCCCUUAAUGCCAACAAGCAGCAGACGCGCCUGGAUGCUGAGAUAAAAAGAUUGGAUGAACUUGAACGGUCGUUAACCACGGCAAAAAGAGGCGAAAAGGCAAAGAUACAGAAGGAAAUCGAGAUUGUUGGCACCAAGCAGAAGACGAUAGCCGAAUCUGUGGAGUCUUACAAGAAGGAUAAAUUCACGUAUGAAACCUAUCUCAAGGAGGUAUUAAGCGCGACAUUCGCUCACAGAUAUCGCGACACAGAUCAUGCUAUAAGACAGGAGUGCAUUGUUUCACUUGGUAGAUGGAUGGAACUGUAUCCUGAGAUGUUUCUAGAGAGCUCUUAUUUGAGGUAUAUGGGAUGGUUAUUGUCUGACACAAAUGCCCACGUGAGAUUGGAGGUUACCAGACAUCUACUCAAAUUGUACAAGAAAUCGUCAGCAGUGACUGUCCUCAGUCAGUUCACUGAAAGAUUCAAAAAGAGAAUGGUGGAGAUGGUGUUGUAUGAUGUGAGUUACCAGGUAAAGAUAACCACGAUCACGCUAUUGAUUGAGAUUUACAAAAAGGGACUUUUGGAAAACGAGGAAGUCUUGAGGCUAUCUGCGUUCAUGUUCGUAGAUGAACACGACGCCAAGUUCAACUUACGUGCCGUGAUUGAGUCGGAUACCAACAGGCCUUACAGAUGGAGAAACGAAAUUGCGAAGCUCGUUAGCUACUCGAUCGAAGACCGCGUAAACGAGGUGAUUAAGACCUAUUCGGACUCAAUUGAAGAGUGUCAAGAAUCUUUUGUGGUUGAUGUCAAAGAAGCAAUCCACGCGAAAGCAACUCUGAACGUCAUGGCGGAGUCCUAUCACUACUAUACUGACAAUUUCUCGACGCCGCUUUCUGAGAAAGAUUCCCCGGAGGUGUGUUUUUCAGAAAAGCUUGCACUUUUUGCCAAACAUCUGUUCGUUAGCAACCUUGGUCCCACAUUGGAGUUCUCGAUCAAAUACCUAUCUGCUGAUACAUCAUUGUCUGAAGAUAUUGACGAGGAGUUCAGAAGCCAGGUCACACUAUCCUCCAAUGAAGCAAGAGCGUUGCUGAACUAUGUUUACGGCUCUACGUCUGUCUUCCUCAAGGGACCCAGCAACGGUUUCUACGUGACUUUAUUGAAGAGCCAGCUCUCGAAGAAGUUGAAGAGAGAUUCAAAGGACGGCUCAACAUUGACCGAGGCUUACAACUCACUUUCCCAUACCACUGUUUUCAGCCUUAUCAGCGCAUACCCAGAGCUGUUGUCCAAGUUCAAAAGCGUUUCUAUUGCGCUACCAAUUCUGUUGACCACUUUUAACAAGCUGAGCGAUUCUGACUCUUUCACGAUACUGGGAAUGGAGUCAGCGUUCGAUAAAAUCUGUUUGACUUUCAUGAAGCUUUUUGGUGAACUGCCCAUUGGAUUGGUGUAUUCAAAGGGAGCGAUGCAGUUCGACUCGUUGAAAUGGUUAUUCAAAGGUUUCUUCUCUCACGUAAGUUCAUCUCUUUCUCAGCACCCGGAGCUAGCGCUCAAGUUGGAGGACUUUCUGAUUGAGACCGCGAAAGGUCUGCGCGGAAGUACUGAUGAACUCUUGUCGAGUGAACCCUUGGCAAGAUAUCUUUGCUUAUUACAAAGUGACGGAAUAGAAGUGAAGGCUGGUGAUGCUAUUGCAGGAUACAUCUCUACGCUCAACAGUGAGCUCAUCAGAUUACAGGAGCAGGUAAAGGAUGGAAUCACCGAGGCCGCAGAGCUCUCUGAUGCUGUUGAGCUGGUUGAAGGUCUGAUGGAUUUCCUCAUGUCGUUUGCGUUCUCUAGAUUGCAGAAGCUGAAUCAGGCCAUUCGGACUAAUUCCUCUGGUGAUCCUCUGGAACUGGAAAUGUUCCAAACAAUCAUGAGUUCUCUGGGAGCGAGUGCCAAAUCCCAACAUCUGCCAGACCUGGAGUUGCGACUCAGUGCUAUUUCAUUUUUCCUCGAUUUCUUGACGGCAUUCAAGCUAUUUGAGACGUUUGUCAACGGGAAUACUGACUCCGAGUUAUGCGCAAGAUUGGAACAUUUCAUUGAUACGGAGUGCCCCGCUGUGUUAGAUACGUCGGUCGAGCGCAGUCUUUUACAACUGUUUCUGAAGCUGGAAGCCAAGCUGGGAUCAUUGCUGAAGGUGGAAUUGGACAGAGACGAAUUCGAAGACGUCAACUUCCACAUCGAAGAAACCGAUGUUGAAGACGAGGAAAGGCAGAAGCGGAUCUGGGAUUGUGAGAAGCCACUGGUGGUUCUGACAUUGAAACUGUUACAACUGGAGUCUACUGGAUUGUUAAGUAAGCCUGUUGCGAAACGGCUGAGACUGAAUGCCAAGUAUCUUGGUGAUGUCUACAAAUCUGUGUUCUUCUUGGCAGGUAAGGAUGAAAAGACGUCUAAAAGAUCGCGCACAGAGACCCCUGCCACGUCUGAUCCGUCUGAGCUCGAGGAUCUAAUCGAGGAACCAAUGGACGGACCCAGUGACGAUCCAAUCGAGGAGAUGUAG
Molecule: messenger RNA, 3303 nt
Organism: Kuraishia capsulata CBS 1993
Lineage: Eukaryota; Fungi; Ascomycota; Pichiomycetes; Pichiales; Pichiaceae
Exons: 1
Coding region: 1-3303 (1100 amino acids)
Biological process (GO): sister chromatid cohesion
Cellular component (GO): chromatin; nucleus; cohesin complex
Molecular function (GO): protein binding; chromatin binding
Source: RefSeq, a predicted model, not a curated record